AUGGUGAGUCACGGCGAUGAUGAAGAAGCUAGUGGCGUGGAGAACGAGAAACUCCUAAUCGAAGCAAUUGAGGCUAAGAUGUCACAUAUGAUGGAUGAAAAACUAGAGGCUUUUCGUGGAGAACGAACUCCGGCUGAUCCAAAUCAAAACCCAGAAAGAACUGAACAAGAACCAAGAGAUGAUGAUGCCGCACGAAGCUAUUACAUCCAUUCAUCUCGCAGCCAACGAAGGCGACGAUGUAAAAAAGAUAAACCAUUUCGUUGUAGAUAUGAUCGGCACUCUAGAGUCGGUAAGGGAUAG
This is a messenger RNA of Arabis nemorensis, 300 nucleotides long. NCBI's taxonomy places the organism in Eukaryota, Viridiplantae, Streptophyta, Magnoliopsida, Brassicales, Brassicaceae. The record is from the annotation of a GenBank genome assembly.